ACAGAUGACAUUUUCGGAAAAACACGGAUGCCAGUUUGGCGCCGAAUAUCAGAUUAUUCAGAUGAGCACUUCGUAGCGCGGGAUAUUUGUGCAUGUUUUGUUGAAAUUUGGUCUGGCGCCGAUAAUUGACAUAAGUUACUUCAAAAUAAUUGACCACGACGAGCAUCAGGAAAACAACAUGCAACGAAGCAUUGCAUCGUUCUUCCAGCCCAAAGCAGGCAAGGGAAAGGAGAGCACUAAGACUGAUGGACCAGUGAAAGAACAAGUCAAAAGUCCUCUUAAAGUCCAGAAUGGGCUCCAAAAGCAAUCUGAUUCACCUAUCAAGAAAGUUCACAAGCGCAGCCGUCAGAUCUUAGACAGUGAUGAGGAGGAGACCUCAACUGUCAAAGCACCAGCAGCCAACCAGGGAAAAGGGGACAAACCCAAAGAGGAAAAGGAGAAGGUAUUCAAGGCGGUCCCAACUCCUCUCUCCCCUCCAGCCACUCCAGCAACACCGGUAACUCCAGCCACCCCUGGAACCCCUGCCCCCUCUGGAACACCAGACACCCCCAGCUCCAUCUCUCCUACAGGGAUCCCUAAACGCAGGACAGCCAGGAAGCAGUUUCCAAAGAGGAAGCUCGACAGUGGCAGUGACAAAGAGAAGGAAGAAGGAGAGCCGGACGAGGAGAAACGGGAACAGCAACAACAGCAGAAGAAAAGAGCCAGGGUAGACAAAGGAGAGGAGGGCCCAGAGGAUAAGGGAGAGGCCAUGGAGGAAGGCACGGAGGAUGAAAGGGGGAACGCGUCCGAGGCUGAGAAGGGCAAACCCGAGACGAAGGUGAGGGACGUAGAGAACACAACAGACGGGCGGGAGAAGGCGGGUGACACGGUGGAAAAGGUGGAGGAAGUCGAGGCCGACGGGGUUGGAGGGAAGACACUUGAGAAGAACAGCAGUUCCAAGCGUCGGGCGAAGGCGUCAAAGGAGGAGGUGGUGGUGGAGGAGAAGCAUGCUAAAGAGGAGAGAGAUAAGCAGCCGGUGAAGGAGCCAGCUGCUAAAGCGCCUAUCAGCAGUUUCUUCACUCCCAGGAAAGCAGCAGUGAAGAUCGAGAAAGCAGAGGAGAAAAGCGAGGUGGAGAAAAAGCCUAGCGUGGAGAAGAAGGAUGAGGCCGCUGAGGUCAGCAAAGACAAGAAAGGUGUGAAGACAGAGGCUCAGGGCCAGUCAGACUAUGACCCGACCAGACCCAACUACCACCCUGUGGACCACGCAUGCUGGGGGAGGGGCCAGAAGGUCCCUUACUUGGCCGUGGCCCGCACCUUUGAGAAGAUCGAGGAAGACUCUGGCAGGCUGAGGAACAUCGAGACGCUGUCUAACCUCCUGCGCUCCGUGCUGCUGCUCUCCCCUGCUGACCUGCUGUGCUGUGUGUACCUGUGUCUGAAUCAGCUGGGGCCUGCGUACCUGGGCUUGGAGCUGGGGGUGGGGGAGACGGUGCUGAUGAAGGCUGUUGCCCAAGCAACCGGGCGACAGUUGGACAAAAUCAAGGCAGAGGCUCAGGAGAAGGGGGAUCUAGGUUUGGUGGCGGAGAGUUCCCGUAGCAACCAACGCAUAAUGUUCCAACCCGCCAAUCUGACAGCAGGGGGCGUAUUUGGCAAAUUGAAAGAAAUUGCCAACAUGAGCGGAAACUCGGCCAUGAAUAAGAAAAUCGACAUCAUCAAAGGGCUCUUUGUAGCUUGCCGUUUCUCCGAAGCCAGAUACAUUGUCAGGUCGCUGGCGGGAAAGCUGCGGAUCGGCCUGGCCGAACAGAGCGUCCUGGCGGCGCUGAGUCAGGCCGUGUGUCUGACUCCACCCGGACAAGACUUCCCUCCGAAGGUGACGGACGCGGGGAAGGGGAUGAGCGCGGAGAGCAGGAAGGCCUGGAUGGAGGAGAAGGCUCUGAUCCUCAAACAGACCUACUGCGAGAUGCCCAACUAUGACGUCAUCAUCCCGGUCCUGCUGGAGGAGGGGAUUGACCAGCUGCCCAAUCACUGCAAACUCACCCCAGGGGUCCCAUUGAGACCUAUGCUAGCCCACCCCACCAAAGGUGUAGGAGAGGUGAUGAAGAGGUUUGACGAAGCUGCCUUCACCUGCGAGUACAAGUACGACGGAGAACGAGCACAGAUCCACAUCCUGGAGAGCGGGGAGGUCUGCAUCUUCAGUCGCAACCAGGAGGACAACACCAGCAAAUACCCUGAUAUCAUCGCCCGUAUUCCCCAGAUGAAGAAGCCCUCCGUGGUCUCCUGUGUGCUGGACUCGGAGGCAGUGGCCUGGGACCGAGAGAAGAAGCAGAUCCAGCCCUUCCAGGUCCUCACCACCAGGAAGAGGAAGGACGUGGAUGCCUCCGAGAUCAAAGUUCAAGUGUGUGUGUACGCCUUCGACCUGCUGUUCCUUAAUGGAGAGUCUCUUGUCAAACAGCCCCUCUCCAAACGCAGAGCUCUUCUCAAAGAGAGCUUCGAGGAGCGGGAGGGAGAGUUUGUGUUCGCCAAAGCCCUCGACUCGGACAACACGGACGUCAUUGCCGAAUUCCUGGAGCAGUCUGUCCGAGACUCCUGUGAGGGCCUCAUGGUGAAGACCCUGGAGAAAGAUGCCACCUAUGAAAUUGCCAAGCGCUCCCACAACUGGCUCAAGCUGAAGAAGGACUACCUGGAGGGUGUUGGGGACACGAUGGACCUGUGUGUGGUGGGGGCCUACCUGGGGAAGGGCAAGAGGGCGGGCGCCUACGGAGGCUUCCUGCUGGCCUGCUACGACGAGGACAACGAGGAGUUCCAGUCCGUCUGCAAGAUUGGGACAGGUUUCAAGGAUGAAGAUUUGGAGCAACAUUACAAAUUCCUAAAGGAGCACAUCCUCCCCAAACCCCGCGCUUAUUACCGUCUGGACCAAUCAACAGAGCCUGACGUGUGGCUGGACGCGGUGCAGGUGUGGGAGGUGAAGUGUGCGGACCUGUCACUCUCACCAGUAUACAAGGCCGGCAUGGGAUUGGUGGACCCAGAGAAGGGCAUCUCCCUGAGGUUCCCACGCUUCCUCAGGGUCCGGGAGGACAAGAAGCCCGAGGACGCAACCUCCGGAGCUCAGAUUGCUGAUCUGUACAGGAAGCAGCAGCAGAUUCAGAACCAGGGAGACAAACAGGAACUGGAGGACUACUACUGAUGUCACUCCCCCAUCAGCAGAUACUUCCUGCCAACAAGGAAUGGGAAUUCCUAGACACCAAUUAAGUUGGAUAGGGCCCUCUUAUGUUGAUCUAUUCUCUGCCUCUCUUUAAAUGCACCUGUUUAUGGCCUAACAUUAGUCGAAUGACUUGAAUGUUUGUGGAGACUCAGUACGCAAUGCCAACAGUGACCUUUGAAACGAAAGAUUUAGCAAAUUGAAUUUAUGUACAUAGUUUUAAUUAUGUUUUGACGAAUACCAUGAAUAAAGGCUCUGCCCAUUUUUAAGAACA
Messenger RNA from Hypomesus transpacificus, 3449 nucleotides. RefSeq names its product ligase I, DNA, ATP-dependent (gene lig1). The record is from RefSeq and is a predicted model, not a curated record. Gene Ontology annotation, molecular function: ATP binding; DNA binding; DNA ligase (ATP) activity. Gene Ontology annotation, cellular component: nucleus; mitochondrion. The transcript is spliced from 27 exons. Gene Ontology annotation, biological process: Okazaki fragment processing involved in mitotic DNA replication; DNA biosynthetic process; lagging strand elongation. Bases 179 to 3160 code for a protein of 993 amino acids. Lineage: Eukaryota; Metazoa; Chordata; Actinopteri; Osmeriformes; Osmeridae.